AUGCUGUUCACCAAGGCAGCUCUAUGUCUGUCUUCUCUGGUUGUCCUCGUCUCGGCGCAAGAGCCCGACGCUGCGAGUCUGAAGGGCCUGGACGUUGGGCGCACACGCACGCCGACUUCAACUAAUAGGCUCAUGACGCGAUCUUUGGACAAACGUUGCACCGGGUCUUGCACUGAAUGUUUCGGCGCCGGAUACACACUCUGCCCUGGAAGCAGUAUCUUCUGCUACCUUCCUGGAGACGAAUACUACGGUCUCGACAGCUGCUCGUCCGGUGAUACGGGCACUGGAUCGGACUCUGCGACCAGCACAGCCGCUGCUAGUCCCUCUUCCUCAACCUCAACCUCAACCAGCGGCGGCACUGACAUUUGCUCCCAAGUCGGGGCAACAUGCGUUUCCUGCUUUGGCUCCGGUUACAUGGAAUGUUCGGAUGGAUACCACUGCUACAACCCGAAUGAUCCAGACUAUGAUACGUGCCCAGAUGACACUACUGGUGGCUCGGAUGGAGGUUCCGGCGGCACUACCGACAGCAGUUGCGCCGCAAAAUGGGGCGCUGGCAACAUCGCCUGUGGUUCCACCGGUUGUUACAACCCUGACGAAGGCGAGAUUUGCUGCGAAGACGGCUAUUAUUGUGCUGCCGGAACUACUUGUUCAAGCACGGUGGGAAAGUGCUGCGCCGCUGGAUCAACGUCCUCGGGCUGUUCGGGCUCAGAUGGGAGUGGCCUGUUGUCUUCAGCCUCUUCUUUCACUACAACCUCCGACUUUCCCCUAACGUCGUCGUCGACCGCUGGCCUCUUCGGUGCUGUCGCAUCAGCCACCACGACUGCUGCCGGCGCAGCUACGACGAGCAGUGUUCUGGUGGAUAGUGACCCUGGCUCAGGUGCACAUGCAGUCAACGUUGGUAAGGGUUUCUUGGUGGUUGCAGGAGUUGGCGCUUUGGUGCUGUGA
Molecule: messenger RNA, 945 nt
Organism: Exophiala spinifera
Lineage: Eukaryota; Fungi; Ascomycota; Eurotiomycetes; Chaetothyriales; Herpotrichiellaceae
Exons: 3
Coding region: 1-945 (314 amino acids)
Source: RefSeq, a predicted model, not a curated record